GUUAAUGCAAAUUGCACUAUAUUUCCGACCACUGGAAUUAUGAUUACGAAUACGGUUUUCCAAUGCAUGUGUUAUCAUAAAUCAAAUCUCCCUCUGUCUCAUUUAUACAACAUUUCCCACGUAUUUCUAGUGUUUUUGAAUCCGUAUGCGAUUGAAAACACCCCCCUGCUGCACGUUUGAAGCACGCGACGCACGUCUAGCUGGAAGAAGUUGAGCACCAGAGAGAGCUUGGAAGGAUGCAGGGAAGAUGGCGAUGAAUGUAAAGAACAGGGAUGCUUUUUAUCCAAGUGCUGACUAUUGCGAUAUCUACACCUCUCAGCCUGUAAACUAUGGAGACUGCAGCCAUUAUUUCCCUCGGAUGACAGGUCCAGAUACCAUUCUAAAACCACCUCUUAGUUUGAUAUGUCAGCAGCCACCUCAGCCCUUCCGGGCCAUGACCCCAACCCAGAACCUUAGUCCUCCACCGAUGAUGAUGUCGCCGGACCCCUUGCGGUUCCCACACUGCUCUCCUCUAGCCAUAAAGCCGCCACCUCACCUCCAGUUGCCGCCCAACCCACCCAUCCCAGCGCCCCCCGUCCUCAGUCCCAAGCCCCCCGAAGAAGACGGUCAGGCAGUGGGUGCUGACCCGGAAGCCACUCUGGAAGAGCUUUGCAAGCCUCUGUACUGUAAGCUUUGUAACGUCACUCUCAACUCUGCCCAGCAGGCUCAGGCACAUUAUCAGGGGAAAAACCACAGUAAGAAGCUGCGCAAUUUUUAUGCUGGUAGCCAGCAGCCACCUCCAAUUAGAAUACCAGAGGUAGUAGAGCCUGUUUCCCAGCAACCCUCAGCAACUCCACCCACAGAUUCUGCAAAUGUGACUGCCAGCCAGCCACUUUCUAAGGGUGCUAGCAGAGUCAUACUGGCCACGGAAAAUGACUACUGCAAGCUAUGUGACGCUUCCUUCAGCUCCCCCGCUGUGGCCCAGGCACACUAUCAGGGCAAGAACCACGCCAAAAGACU
Molecule: messenger RNA, 999 nt
Organism: Sinocyclocheilus grahami
Lineage: Eukaryota; Metazoa; Chordata; Actinopteri; Cypriniformes; Cyprinidae
Product: zinc finger matrin-type protein 3-like
Exons: 4
Molecular function (GO): zinc ion binding; nucleic acid binding
Source: RefSeq, a predicted model, not a curated record